AGGCUAAAACUAUACUAAAAUCAUGACUACAGAAAUACCCGUUCUGCUAGCUGCCGUGUCUCUGUUUUCUGCCCUUCAAAUUGGGUACCUGGCGAGACGGGUGGGGCUGGCGAGAAUGACACACAAGAUCAUACCACCCACUGUCACUGGACCACCGGAGUUUGAGAGAACAUUCCGGGCACAUCAGAACAAUGUUGAGUUGUACCCAGUCUUCCUAGUGGUGCUGUGGACUUCUGGACUGCUCUGCAGUGAAGUGCUUGCUGUUCUCGGAGGUGUUGUGUAUAUGGUGGCUCGACACAUGUAUUUCAAUGGAUACGUCAUGUCCACUGAAAAAAGGUUGCCUGGGUUUUACCUGACUUUGGGUGCCUUAUUCUGCUUGUCUGUGCUCAGCACCAUCGGUAUUCUUCAUGGUAUUUUCCUUGAAUACUUUUACAAAAUAGUUUCUAUGAUGGUAACACAUUAGCAAUGAAUAUUAACAAAUGGAUGGGGAAAAUGCCAUGGUGGUGACAUUUCUGUUUUGUGCUAUAUAAUUGUGAAACUCCUAAAUAAAAUCAAAUAUUUUAC
Messenger RNA from Salmo salar (Atlantic salmon), 564 nucleotides. RefSeq names its product microsomal glutathione S-transferase 2 (gene mgst2). Gene Ontology annotation, molecular function: enzyme activator activity; glutathione peroxidase activity; glutathione transferase activity. Gene Ontology annotation, biological process: leukotriene biosynthetic process. NCBI's taxonomy places the organism in Eukaryota, Metazoa, Chordata, Actinopteri, Salmoniformes, Salmonidae. Gene Ontology annotation, cellular component: endoplasmic reticulum; nuclear envelope; membrane. The record is from RefSeq and is marked provisional.